CUCGUGUCGUGUCACUUCACUUCACUAACCAACACACUCCGACUAGGCCAGCAAAAUCGUUGAGGCAAUGGACCAGCCCACCGGCACCGUCGUCUUCACCACCGUCGGCCGCCCCUACUACGGCUUCGACGUCUUCUCCUUCCACCUCGACACCGCCGAAGAGCACCGCCUCACCGAUGGCACAUCCGUCAACUUCAACGCUCAGUUCGUGGACGACGAAUUGACUGUCGUCUUCGUCUCUGAGCGCUCCGGCUGCGCCAAAAUUUACCUCGCCCGCCCCGGUGCCGCCGCUCCUGAAGCCAUGCCCGCCGCCCCCGGCAGCCUCUUCCAUGACCGCCCCGUCAUAAGGAACAGUAGCCUUUACUUCAUCUCUGCCCACGAGAAGCCCGACCGCCACUUCCGGGGCUGGUCCGCUCUCUACUCGGCCGACCUCGAUGGAAAAGGCGGGAUUGCCCGAUUGACACCGAUCAGUUGUGUGGAUUACAGCCCUUCCAUUUCGCAAUCAGGCGAUCUUGUGGCGGUGGCGUCCAAUGGGUCCAGACAGUGGGAUGGGGAGUUCCACGAGCUCCACACGGACAUAGUCGUGUUCCGAGGAUCCGAGCCCGAUAAGCGGGUGACCGUGUGCGAGCAUGGGGGAUGGCCGACCUGGUCGGGCGAUUCGGUCAUCUUCUUCCACCGCCAGGCCGAUGACGGGUGGUGGAGCAUUUACCGGGUCGAUGUCCCCGGAAAUCUUGACCUGCCCGCCACAUUCCCCGUCGCCCCAACCCGGGUCACCCCGCGCGGAGUUCACUGCUUCACCCCUGCGGCUUUUCACGAUGGAAGGAGGAUUGCUGUAGCCACCCGGCGGCGGGGAAAGAGCCACCGCCACAUCGAGAUUUUCGACCUCGAAUCCAGGAAGUUCCACCCGGUGACAGAGAGCUUGAACCCGAAUAUCCACCACUACAAUCCGUUCGUGUCCUCUCGAUCCGAUUACAUUGGAUAUCAUCGGUUUCGGGGUGAAUUGGCUCAGGGCGAGUCGAUUAUCCCACACCUCGACCCCGUGACUUCGCCUGUCGAGACUAUCCGGAUGCUGAGGCUCAACGGGUCAUUUCCUUCCUUCUCCCCCUCUGGGGAUUUCAUUGCCUUAAACCACGACUUCGAAUCGGAUGGCAAUGGAGGCGUAAAGGUCGUCCGAUCAGAUGGCUCAAAGCGGUGGACCCUCGUCAAGGGCCGCACUGCCUUCUACAACUCAUGGAGCCCCACCGAGAAGAAAGUGAUCUACACCUCGAUCGGCCCUAUAUUCGAGUCGGUGAGGGCGACAGUGCAGAUUGCUCGGAUCACCUUUGACGUGUCUGAUCUGGACGAUCAAAAGGAGGAGGUUACUUGUGACAUAAAGGUCCUCACGAGGGAGGAAUCCGGGAACAAUGCUUUUCCGUCAUGCUCCCCAGAUGGGAAGUGGAUUGUGUUCCGGUCAGGUCGGACCGGCCACAAGAACCUCUACGUGAUUGAUGCCGUUAAUGGCGAGUUCGAUGGAGGCAGCAUAAGGCAGCUGACUGAUGGGCCCUGGAUUGACACAAUGCCUAGCUGGUCCCCGAGAGGUGACCUCAUAGCAUUCUCCUCAAACCAGCAUAACCCGAACAACACCGAGGCGUUCAGCAUAUAUCUGAUCAAGCCGGAUGGCACAGGCCUGAGGAGGGUAACUGUGGCGGGGCCGGAUGCUGACAGGGAGAGGAUCAACCACGUGUGCUUCAGCGAGGACGGGGAGUGGCUGCUCUUUACAGCGAACGUCGGGGGAGUUAUAGCAGAGCCGGUGUCACUCCCGAACCAGUUCCAGCCAUAUGGGGAGCUCUACGUGAUGACGGUGGAUGGGAUGGGGCUCAGGAGGCUGACAUGGAACGGUUACGAGAAUGGGACCCCGGCGUGGUAUUCCGGGAGCGGGGAGGGGCUCGGGAUGGUGGGCUUGGAGAGGGGAAUAGGGGACAAGCUCAGAGGACAGUUCGAUGAGCCGCUUUGGAUAUCAUGCGACAUCGACAUAUGAUUGGGAGGGAGCAAACUAUGUUUCGUUUGUCAGGUCACAAGUUCUGUUGUUGUUUGUUAUAAUUCUGGGUUUGAUUGAAUAAUAAGUUCAAUAAAUGAACAAAUAAAAGGUCCCUGUCUUUGCAGGAGGCCCUUCUGAAGUUACGAGCCACCUAAUUUGUCUUUCUAUUUCA
This is a messenger RNA of Punica granatum (pomegranate), 2189 nucleotides long. The record is from RefSeq and is a predicted model, not a curated record. NCBI's taxonomy places the organism in Eukaryota, Viridiplantae, Streptophyta, Magnoliopsida, Myrtales, Lythraceae.